UCCUCAAGUUUUUUUCUGUCUCAAUUGGGUCAUAUUUUUUGUAAAAGUGAGCACAUUGUACCAUAACCGUUAAGUGAUGUGAGACGGCGUUAAAUUGGUGUGAGCUGGUGCACAGAGAAUGUGGUGAUGUGUUUAGGGUUUCUUACGUGGACUGUUUUGUUUAAAAAAAUAGUGCUGAUGUGGCAUAAGUACCCUUUAUUCAUAUUAGGUAUAUCAGAAUUAGGGAUUUGAAAUUGGAAUUGGGGAUUUAAUUUGGUUGUUGCGAGACGAAGCGGAGGACGAACAAGAACUCGAAUCUUGAACAAGACGAAGAGGCCAGCUAAUAGUUGACGCGACUAAGGUUAUAAAAGGAAGUUGUUGAUAUGGAUGAGGAACGUAUUAAGGUGGUGGUCCACCAUUCUGGAAAUUUUGUGAGUGAUGAUAAUGGGAACUUAAGCUUUGAAGGAGAGAGAGCAGAAUGGUCUUGUGAUCCAGACUUGUUUAGCUAUUUUGGCAUAGUAGCGUCAGUCAAAGAAUUAGGUCAUAUGGACAUCAAAGAGUUAUGGUACGGUUUAGGAGGUCAGUCUGUGCACCCAGAUAGGUUAGAAUUAUUAACUGAUGAUAGGGGUGCCAUGCACAUGUUGAACAUUGCUAGGUUAAAUGAUGAAGUUCAUCUGUAUGUGGUUCAUAAUAUGAUGGAACCAGAAAUAGUAGAAAUGAUUGAUUGGGUUGGUGGUCAAGUUGAUGAUGAAGGUGAUGUUGCAAGACAAGUGGAGGAGGUUGAGGUUGAGGUUGUUCGUGAUGGUCAACUUGGAACAGAAAUGGUGGAGGGUGAGGGGGAUACCCAUGAGGGUGAUGUUGAGGUCCAUACUGAAGUUGGAACAGAAAUGGUGGAGGGUGAGGGGGAUGCCCAGGAUGGUGAUGGUUUGGAUCAUACUGCAGUAGGAAGAAAAAUGGUUGAGGGUGAGGAUGAUGCCCAUGAGGGUGAAGGUGAUGGGUAUGAGGGUGAUGGUGAGGAUCAUAGUGAUGUUGGUAAAAAAAUGGUUGAGGGUGAUGGUCAGGAUCAUAGUGAUGGUGGUACAAAAAUGGGUGAGGGUGAGGGUGAUGGUGAGGAUCAUAGUGAUGCCCAUGAGGGUGAAGGUGAUGGGUAUGAGGGUGAAGGUGAGGAUCAUAGUGAUGCCUAUGAGGGUGAUGGUGAGGAUGUUGAGAUCCAUCAUGUAGAGGAAGCUGAGGUACAUGAUGUAGAUGAUUUUGAGCUAGAGGAUUAUGAAGAGGAUGAUGUAGAAGACAGUGAGGGUGAUGCACAUCAGGCAGAGUCUGAGGACGAAGAUGUAGAUAGAAGUGAAGGCAUUCUAAUUGAUGUCAGCGUGCAUUGUGACAUUGGGUCUUCUAAAGGAAAUGUGGGAGAACAAGCUUCCAGUGCCUUACUUGAGUCUGAACGGUCAACAGAUAAUGAAUUUAUUCAUGAUAUGUGUGGGUUGUCUGACAAUGAGUGGUUAUCAGAGGAGUUGUUUAGUGGAUCAGAUAGUGAGGACAAUCAUGUGAGGACUAAGAUAAGGUUUCCCACUUUUAGUAUGCCUAAAACUUUGGUGGAUUAUAAAUGGGAAGUAGGAACCUAUUUUGCUGAGAAAAAUGAAUUCACAGAUGCCAUAAGGACUUAUGCACUAAGUAAUGGGAGAAGUUUAAAAUUUAUUAAGAAUGACAAGAAAAGGAUUUCUGUCAAGUGCUUGGGUGGAAGAGGAAAUUGUAAAUGGUAUGCAUAUUGUUCCUUUAGGACUGAUGUCAGUGCAUGGCAACUGAGAAAAGUGUUUGAUAACCACAACUGUAGUAGAGAUUUCAAUGUUAAGUUGAUGACUUCAAAGUGGUUGAGUCAAGGGAUGGAGAAAACUGUGAGAGAAAAUCCUACAAUGAAGGUCAUGGACAUUAGGGACAAAGUUACUAGGAAAUGGAAUGUAGGAAUUUCAAGAAAUAUGGCGUUUAGGGCAAGAGCAAUGGCAAGAGAUAAGGUUGAAGGAUCAUUCAAAGAUCAAUAUAGAAGACUUCACGAUUAUGGUCAUGAGCUGCUGAAAACAAAUCCAGGAACAACAGUACAAAUUAAAGUUGAUAACAGUAAUGGUGAGGUCAUAUUCCAAAGAUUUUAUGCAUGCUUGAAGGCAUGCAAGGAUAGCUUCAUUUGUUGUAGACCUAUUAUUGGCUUGGAUGGAUGCUUUCUGAAAAGCAAGUAUGGAGGGGAGUUACUAACAGCAGUGGGAAGAGAUGGAAACGACCAAAUGAUGCCCAUAGCAUAUGCUAUUGUUGAGGUAGAGAACAAAGACUCAUGGACUUGGUUCUUGGAGCACCUUAUUGAGGACCUUGGUGGGGCAGCUGUAUGUGCAGGAUGCACAUUUAUUUCAGACCAACAAAAGGGUCUUUUGCCAGCAAUCCAGGAUCUUCUACCUGGUGUAGAACAAAGAUUUUGUGUUAGGCAUUUAUAUUCAAACUUCAGAAAAAAAUUUCCUGGAAAAAACCUUAAACGUCUGAUGUGGCGGGCAGCAACAGCAACACACCCACAACAAUGGGAGACUGAAAUGAGGAAUAUUAGAGACAUAAAUUUAGACGCAUUUAAAUAUCUGCUUGCCAUCCCACCUAGGUUUUGGUCAAGAUCUAGAUUCACCUCUAGAUCACAAUGUGACACUCUUGUGAACAACAUGUGUGAGGGCUUUAAUAGUGUGCUAGUUGAUAGUAGGUCUAAGCCUAUUAUUAGCAUGUUAGAAGACAUAAGGGUUUACAUAAUGAAGAGAUGGGCUGCCAACAGGACAAAGAUCACAUCAUAUCAAGGUUCAAUCUGCCCCAAGGUUUUUAACAGAUUUCAGAAGGAGUCCUGGUUAACUAGAUAUUGGUUACCAAGAAAAUGGGCAAUUACUGGCAUUCCGUGUACUCAUGCCAUCACUGCAAUGAAAUUUUUGAAUAUAAAUGCAGAAGAAUACAUUGGCCACUGGUUUAGGAAGUCUACUUAUGAAGAGACUUACAACACAAUAAUUAACCCUAUCAAUGGACAACAUGUCUGGGAUGUUACACCCUAUGCAGAUAUAUUACCACCAAAGAAGAGGACAAUGCCAGGAAGGCCCAAGAAGAAACGAAGACUAGAGGAGUGGGAGUUGAAGAAGAAUAACAGUGAAUUAAGAAAGGGUGGGCAGAGGAAAACAUGUGCCAUCUGCAAAGAACUUGGACACAACAGAAAAGGCUGUCCACAAAGACCUCCAACAGUAGAGGUUCCUACAGCCCAAUCUUCUCAAGUCACCCAACCUCCAGCAACUAUGCCUUUAUCUGAUGAAUGAUGUGAUCAAUGAUCUAAUGUACUGAACACAGUCUGUACUGAUCCUAAAUUUAUAUU
Molecule: messenger RNA, 3352 nt
Organism: Vigna angularis (adzuki bean)
Lineage: Eukaryota; Viridiplantae; Streptophyta; Magnoliopsida; Fabales; Fabaceae
Exons: 5
Coding region: 363-3296 (977 amino acids)
Molecular function (GO): nucleic acid binding; zinc ion binding
Source: RefSeq, a predicted model, not a curated record